Messenger RNA from Artibeus jamaicensis (Jamaican fruit-eating bat), 2599 nucleotides. RefSeq names its product adaptor related protein complex 1 subunit sigma 3 (gene AP1S3). The record is from RefSeq and is a predicted model, not a curated record. Gene Ontology annotation, cellular component: intracellular membrane-bounded organelle; AP-1 adaptor complex; membrane coat. Gene Ontology annotation, molecular function: clathrin-cargo adaptor activity. The coding region runs from base 81 to 545 and encodes 154 amino acids. Gene Ontology annotation, biological process: intracellular protein transport; vesicle-mediated transport. NCBI's taxonomy places the organism in Eukaryota, Metazoa, Chordata, Mammalia, Chiroptera, Phyllostomidae. The transcript has 5 exons.
UCUCAUUCUCCCGUGUACUGACUGCUCUCGCCACUCGGCACCAGCCAGGCUGGGGCGGCGGAGGCGGCGGCCCAGCCACCAUGAUACAUUUCAUGUUGCUCUUCAGCCGACAAGGGAAAUUACGGCUGCAGAAGUGGUACACGACUCUCUCGGACAGAGAAAGGAAGAAGAUCACCCGGGAAAUUGUUCAGCUUGUUCUGUCUCGAGGUCAGAGGACAAGCAGUUUCAUUGACUGGAAGGAGCUGAAACUUGUUUAUAAAAGGUAUGCUAGUUUAUAUUUUUGCUGUGCAGUGGAAAAUCAGGACAAUGAGCUCCUGACACUAGAGAUUGUACAUCGUUAUGUGGAGUUGCUGGACAAAUACUUCGGAAACGUCUGUGAGCUGGAUAUUAUCUUUAACUUUGAAAAGGCUUAUUUUAUCCUGGAUGAGUUUAUAAUAGGUGGAGAAAUUCAGGAAACAUCCAAGAAAUCAGCCGUCCAAGCCAUUGAAGAUUCUGAUAUGUUACAAGAGACACUGGAAGAGUACAUGAACAAGCCUACGUUUUAACUGCACGUCUCCCUGAAGACACUGAGAGCCACCUGUUGCGGACUCGUCAAGAAGUGAUGCCUUGCCCAGGUGCCUGGACAGAGCCUCCGGCACCAUGCCAAAAAUAACCUGAAAGGGAUUUUUUGUUAACCAGCAGAAAUUUAAGUUGUUUAACAUAAUAUAUUUAUCAUUAUUACAUGUCUGUACUAUAUUGCUUAUGAUUGCUUAUUAUGGCUCUGGAUGGUCACAUAACUGCUUCAUAAUGCAGUAGACUGAACAUUUGUUUGCAGUGCAUUAGCUCUGUGUAAUAUUUUAAGCUAAUUUAAAUACAUUUGUUGUAACAUGUUUUUGCUGCAUUUGGUCCUCAACUGACAGGCUGAAAACUGUAUUGUAAUAAUUCAUGAUUUAGUAUGUAAAGUAGCAAUACCUUUCCCUAAAUAUUUAGCUUUUAAAAUUAUAUGAUAGAUAAUUCAAGAUUAUGUGACCAGUCCAGAGUUUAUACAUAAUGUUAGACAUUUUUAAUAUACUUAAUAAUAUAAUUUCAGUCCAGAUACAAUGUAUCUGAUUUUAAUGUCCUGAAUUUAUUUAUUUGUCAGGGUUGGAGUGAAGAAUAAUAACCAAAGAUAGUAUAGGGGUGAAGUGUUUUUUGAUGCCUAGGAAGCUGCUCUUGUGAGAGGUUUUGAUUUUACCUUUUAAUUGAAUAUUUUUUAAAAAGCACAGUAAGGACAUGUGUUCUACAAACUCUAUAUCAAUUAAGGGUUUUAGACAUCUGGAGAUACAGUGUCUAGGACUUCCUUUAUUAUAAAAAUAGUAUAAUAGAGAUAAAUAACAAUGGUAAUAAUAAUUAUCAUUACUAUUUUAAUAACGUUUUAUAUUUCAAGCACUCUCAGUUGCUUGAGCGAUUUUGUUCCAACUAUAUUUUAAUGUAUUUCUAAGAUAUUUGAAAACUUACUGUUUACUAGGUUUACUGAGAGCAUUUAAUACAGGGUGGGCAACAGUAGGUUUCUAGUUGUUCAUAUGGAAAAUAAUACAAUCAUUAAUAACUAAUAACACGAGAGUAAACUGUCUCAUGUACCCACAACUCUAAACUCCUUUUCCCCCACCCUAUAUGAUUGCUAUACGGUGGAUGCCUUUUUUCCUUUUUCUUUCUUCACCUACCCCCAAAUAUUUGCUGCUGACCAUUGUUGUUAAAAUGUCAUAUUCACGAACCCGGGAAUGGAAGUUCUAUGUCACCAGGUAGUGAGUGUGAUCAGACACCGCAGGGAAGUAGCUGGUGACGUUUGUCUCACUGCCCGACUCUUGAUGUCUCGCCCGCGCAUGUGCAGUGUGAGUGAGUGUUGAGCUCCUGCACUGAGCUCAGCAGAGUGGGUAAGGACCUCAAGCGCCUUUACGGAGACUGUGACUUCUGUCGGGGUCUCUAGGAGAUCGGAUAGGGCUGACCUUUAGAGACUGUGAGGGGGGAAGGCUCGCAUUGCUUUCUCUUACCAGAGAAUUUAGGGACAAAUGGCGAGGCAGGAGCAGAAGAAUGGAAGGAAAUAUUGACCAGUGCCUUGAUACAACCAUUAUGAAAUGGAAAAAAACUAAGAUUAGAAUGUGAAGGAACUAUUGGUCUUUCAGCAUCUGAUGUUCCCUCAAUUAAUCGUGUAAUAACCAUUACGGCACCAGGUUGGAGUUUAACUGCCAUUUUUGAUCACUGCCUGUGUGUUCAGUUUGUGGUCUAGCUUUUAGUUGUUGCUGUCCAUAUGGUGGACCUCUAUUUUUUUAAAAACAGUUUUUUAAAGAUGGACUUUGCACAUCGUUUUCUCUGUGCCGCGUAUUCUGGGGAAUCCCGUUUUAGACCCUGUCUAGCUCGAGUCAGGGCCCCUCAGGCUUUGAGUCAGCAUCGCCACAAAAAAAUGAACAGAAUCCCGGGUUGCACACCGGGGCAAAUGUGAGGGGUUUGGGGACAUCUUACAUGGGCCUGGGUGAAGAGAAUCAUUGUGUUUUCUUUGUAUUAUAUGAUUAUAAUAAAAGUACCAAGUGAAAAAAAGAUAAUAUUACAUUUUAUAAAACUUCUGAAUAAAAUGUUUAAAAUU